Messenger RNA from Prunus armeniaca (apricot), 1077 nucleotides. Lineage: Eukaryota; Viridiplantae; Streptophyta; Magnoliopsida; Rosales; Rosaceae. The record is from the annotation of a GenBank genome assembly.
AUGUACGGAUCCGAAUCCGGUUCAGUCCCGGAGGAUUUGGAACGAACCGCUUUCAGAAGAGCGGAGAAGAAGUACAAGCUGUAUUACGAAGACACCUACAAAUCAUCCAAGAAACGGAAACCCAAACCCGUGGAUUUAUCAGAGGUAUUGGAUUUCAAUUCCAUUCUAGAAUCGUACUAUCAAAACGUUGAGCUUCCACACGGUGUCGUUCCUCUUCGAUGUGGUUUCGAUAGGCCCGUGUUCUCCUUAGAAAAUCGCCCAGGGUUUUAUUUCAUUCCUGGAGCACUGAGUGUGAAGGAACAAUGCCAGUGGAUAAAGGAGAGUUUAACCAGCUUCCCGCAGCCUCCUAACAGAACAAAUCACAAUGCAUUUUACGGGCCUAUAAAUGACUUGUUUAUUGCAGCGAAUGAGAGGAAAGUUUUGGUUGCAGAUGGGGGUUCAAAUUCUGAAUGUGAUCCUUCUGUCAGCAAUGGAGGUGUUCACGGUUGGAAGUUCUUUGAGGAACAUGAAGUGUCUUUGAAAGGGAGCACGUGCAAAUCAGUUUCAGCUUCAGUUCUAUUGCGGAAAUUGCGUUGGAGCACCCUUGGCCUGCAAUUUGACUGGUCCAAGCGAAACUAUGAUGUCUCUCUCCCGCAUAAGAAGAUCCCUGAUACACUCUCCCAACUGGCUAAAAGACUGGCAACACCUGCAAUGCCUCUGGGUGAAGAAUUCCAGCCUGAAGGUGCAAUAGUGAACUACUUUGGCCCAGGUGAUAUGCUUGGGGGCCACCUUGAUGACAUGGAAGCUGAUUGGAGUAAGCCUAUUGUAAGCAUGAGUUUAGGCUGCAAAGCAAUAUUCCUUUUGGGAGGAAAGCAUAGGGAAGAUCCUCCAAUAGCAAUGUUCCUUCGAAGCGGUGAUGUUGUACUUAUGGCUGGGGAAGCAAGGGAAUGCUUUCAUGGUGUGCCUCGGAUAUUCACAGACGGAGAAAAUGAUGAAAUUGUGACUCUUCAGAGGCAGUUCUCACAGGAGGAUGAUUUUAGUGUUUUAGAAUACAUCCGAAGUUCAAGAAUCAACAUCAACAUCAGACAAGUAUACUGA